This is a messenger RNA of Juglans regia (Persian walnut), 2052 nucleotides long. RefSeq names its product endoglucanase 2-like. Gene Ontology annotation, molecular function: hydrolase activity, hydrolyzing O-glycosyl compounds. NCBI's taxonomy places the organism in Eukaryota, Viridiplantae, Streptophyta, Magnoliopsida, Fagales, Juglandaceae. The coding region runs from base 187 to 1767 and encodes 526 amino acids. The record is from RefSeq and is a predicted model, not a curated record. Gene Ontology annotation, biological process: carbohydrate metabolic process. The transcript is spliced from 6 exons.
AACUCUGAGGAUCAAACAUGCACGUUUCUUUAACCACAAUUUUCCAUUUUAAUGUAAAUCCCGUUGCACCCACUGAAUACGAACCCCCAAAUAUGGCAGAGGGGCUCUGUUUCUGUACAAUAUGUCUGGUUUUGAUUCAGCUCUUAUGGCGGUCGAAUCGUAUCACAGAACCGGCAUUCUGUGAAAAUGUUAGAGAAAUCAAGGUCUGGAGAGCGUUUCCGUUGGAUUCUGGUGAUAGUAGUAUUGGCCCUCGUCCUUUGUGUUAUACUGGUCAUAAAGAAGCCACAUAGUCUCUACGAUGAGGCGGCUCCUGUGCCGGGGCCUCCUGCCGCUCCUGUCAAGAAAUACGCCAACGCUCUCAAGAUCGCCAUGCAAUUCUUCGACGUACAGAAAUCUGGGAAGUUGGUAGAUAACAUGAUAUCUUGGAGAGGGGAUUCUGGUCUUAAAGACGGUAGCGAAGCUAGGUUGGAUUUGUCAAAAGGAAUGUACGAUGCAGGGGAUCACAUGAAGUUUGGUUUUCCAAUGGCCUUCACUGCCACAGUGUUGUCGUGGGCUAUUCUCGAGUAUGGAGAUCAAAUGGAAUCUGUGGAUCAGUUUACAGAUGCUAAAAGCUCGCUCAAGUGGAUCACUGACUACCUUAUCAACGCUCAUCCUUCCGAGAAUGUUCUCUACGUUCAGGUGGGUGAUCCUGAAGCAGACCAUAACUGUUGGGACAGGCCUGAAGUCAUGACCGAGGAGAGGCCACUCACGCAGGUCAACGCAUCUUCUCCAGGAACAGAGGUUGCAGCCGAGACUGCAGCGGCGAUGGCUUCAGCAUCGCUGGUGUUUAAGGAAAUAGAUCCGAAUUACUCGAGAACACUCCUGGAGCAUUCCAAACAACUGUUUAAUUUUGCGGACAAGCAUAGACAUUCUUAUAGUAUUAGCUUCCCUGAAGUCCAGAAGUACUACAAUUCAACAGGAUAUGAAGAUGAGCUCUUAUGGGCAGCUAGCUGGCUCUAUCAUGCUACCAUGGAUCGCUUCUAUCUUCAAUAUGCGACCAAAAAAAAUGGAAAAGCCUUUGCUAACUGGGGAACUCCAACCUGGUUUAGUUGGGAUAACAAGCUUGCAGGAACCCAGGUUCUGUUGUCCAGGUUAACCUUCUUUGGAUGCAAAGAGGUGUCAAAAUCCCUCAUAUCUGGUCUUCAAAAAUACAGAGAGACGGCUGAGGCUGUAAUGUGUGUCCUCCUACCAAAUUCUCCAACAGCCACAACCAGCAGAACUACUGAAGGGGGUCUUAUAUGGGUCAAUGAAUGGAACUCUCUGCAGCAUCCUGUUGCUUCUGCAUUCUUAAUUGCACUUUUCAGUGAUUACAUGCUUACAUCCCAGACUGCAAAGCUCUCGUGUAAUGACGAUUCCUUCACCCCAGCUGAUCUUCGUAAUUUUGCGCAAUCUCAGGCUGAUUAUGUCUUGGGUGACAAUCCUUCGGAAAUGAGUUUUCUAGUGGGUUAUGGCCAUAGAUACCCGCAAUAUGUGCACCACAGGGGAGCUUCAAUUCCAGCUGAUGCAAAUACUGGCUGCAUAGAUGGGUUCAAGUGGUUUGACUCAACCGAUCCCAAUCCGAAUGUAGCCAUCGGAGGACUUGUCGGCGGGCCUUUUCUAAACGGAACUUACAUCGAUUCCCGUAACAACUCCAUGCAAGGGGAACCCACUACAUAUAAUAGUGCCCUCAUAGUUGGCCUUCUAUCGAGUUUGGUCACCACCUCUUCAGUAGUUUCAUCCUUCACCUAAAUUUCCUUAAUUUAGUAAGCAAUUGAGUACAUGAUCAUCAAGCCGUUUGCAUGACCUGUUUCUCCAUCUAAUUAGGUUUCUUUACACAGGUGAGAAGUGAUUUUUAGCUCAAUUGCUCUAGAUCUUUCCUGGUCACUUGUCCUGGCAAGCGUUAGAUUUAGUUGUUUCUCUGCAGUGAUUAUGUAUUGAUUUGUUGGUUCAUUAACUAUAUCCUCUUUGUUAAUCUUUUUUGGAUUGUUUUUGUGUUCCAUCAUCCAUCAACAGAUUGCAUAGCAGCAAGUGUAA